CUACCACCUUCGCUGCUUUGCUCAUGCAUUGACUUUGAUACUAUGAUUAUGUUAUUUGAGUAUAUACACGACCAUUAAACAUAGAAAAUGACGGAAAAAGUUCCACUUCGAUUGUUAGAGUUGUAUAGUGGCAUUGGAGGAAUGCAAUUUGCAAUGAAAGGAGCUGAUGUACCCUAUUGCUUAGUUGCUGCUAUGGAGUUAAAUGAUGUAGCUAACAAGGUAUACAAACACAAUUUUCCAGGUGACAAUUUAAUGCAAAAGAAUAUUGAGGGUUUAUCUGUGAAAGAAAUGGAGAUUUUGAAUGCUGAUAUAAUUCUGAUGUCUCCUCCUUGUCAACCAUUUACUAGAAUUGGCAAUCAGAAGGCAUCUGAAGAUCCAAGAACAAAAAGUUUUCUUAACAUUCUUCGGAUCAUAAAAAGUAUGGCAAACCCACCAAAGUACAUAUUGUUGGAAAAUGUCAAAGGAUUUGAAACUUCUGAAACAAGGGAACAACUCCUUAGCGUUCUUAUUUCGGUUGGCUAUAAUUAUCAGGAAUUUUUAAUCUCGCCCUUGCAGUUUGGUGUUCCCAAUUCAAGACUGCGAUAUUACUUGCUUGCUAAACUGAAACCAUUAAAUUUUCAAUUUCCAACUAGUUCGGAGCCAAUUGAUCACAUACCAUAUGUUUCACCCGAGAAGCAAUCAGCUGAUCAUUGUGAUGAUGUUAUUGUUGCAAGAGAUUCGAUACCGUAUUCAUGUUGCAGAUGCGGGAGGCCUUGUCUCAAAGUAAAUGGCCUAAUCGACCCUUGUCCAUUGUCAGAAUACUUGGAAGCAACUGCGGAUGAUGAGGAGUUUUAUCUUUCUGGUGAUAUCUUAGGGCGACUUGGUACAGUUCUAGAUAUUGUCACUCCUUCGUCCAAAAGAUCAUGCUGCUUUACAAAAGCCUAUGGGACGUACGUCAAAGGAACUGGGUCAGUUAUAACAACGAUGAAAAGUGAAAGUGAGAUUCAAGAGACAUUCGAAAGUUUGAAAGACACAGUAGAUGAACGUUUAAGAAGUGAACAAUUAUUAAAUUUAAAACUUAGAUAUUUCUCUCCACAAGAAGUGGCCAAUUUGAUGUGCUUCCCUAGAUAUUUCAGUUUCCCAGCAGCAACAACAACAAAACAGAAGUUCAAGCUCCUUGGCAACAGCAUCAACGUGUUUGUCGUUUCACAACUCUUAAAGAACAGCUUGCUAACAGACUGUAGAUAAUGCCAGUUUCUGAUUUCUAUAGUUAGUUUUAGAGUUUAAAUAUCACAUUUGAGUAUCUUGGGAUCUCUGCUCUUUUUUCAAGUUAGAAUAUUAUCCAUCAAUGUGAAUACAAUAAUGAUGUCAUAUAAUAAAGUUACGGUAUCUUUGAUUACUCAAGACAGUUCUAGGGUGCAAAAUUUCUCUUACAUGUGAUCAGAAAGAAUGUAUCAUUUUUACUGUGUUGAAACUAGCUCUAGAGUGUGUGAACUGAUUUAUGUGUUUAUUGUUGUUCAUUCUCGUCGAAUUGCGGUGUUAGCGUCAGCUUAACCACCAUCUACCAGAGCGAAAAGAUGAAUUUUUUCAAUGAUCACACUAAACAUCUUGGAGUUUCAAUAGUUUUCAAUUAAAAUAGUUGCUCUUUUUUACCAAAAUUGUCAAUCACCCAGUCAAACUCUGUCUGUUAAACUCUAGCAAUGAUCUCUUGUCCUCAAGAUCAAAGCGAGGUUUGUUUAGAUCGAGGUCAUAUUUAAGCGCGAAAAUUUUGAAAUAAAAUUAUCACGUAAGCAAAACACUCGUGUUUGGAAUAAUGAAGACAAAUUCGAAGUAAAUUCAGCCAUGUUAAACACUACGAAGAAAAUUGAAUGUCACUGCUGAGAAGCUAUGAUGGUAUCCUGUUUGUAAGUUCAUUUAAUGAUUUACAACGAGUUAGCAUUAAAGCAUGUUUCUUCUUUUUCUUAUAAGUAUUGUUGGGACGCGGUCGAUGAGAGAUGAAAAUGAGUUUAUGGUUUAACUUGAGUUAGUAUUGUGCAACAUUUCAGAAUUAUAACUGAAUCCUUGAUUAAAUUUGACAGCGGUUUAAGAGAUUUGUAUUAAGUUCGAAGAGCCAUCAGUUAUUAGAUAGACGCCUUUAAAAGGCGAAGUACUUAAGUCUUUUCCUGGAAAUCGGACAUACUUUUCGAGAGCUAGGGAAGAAAAAAUUCAGAAAAGCAACAGCUUGAGAAUUCAAAAAUCAUCUCUAAAAGCAAACCCUUACUAAUUUUUCAGAAUUAUUAUGAUAUUCUAAGAAGUUAUAACAAUAGAACUUACAUAUAUACAAUUAUGAAAUGCACAAUGAAAAGUAUUAUCGCUGUCUUUGCCAAAUAGUUCGCUUGGUGUAUCAUUCUUAAUGAAACUGUAACAUGCUACAGUCAUUUGAAAAUUAUCUCAGAACUCAAAACGUCAAUUAUUCUUUUUUGGUGAGACUGAAAUAACUUGGUUGUAGAAUAUCAGCAAUUUAGAGGGAAAUUGUAUCGCUUUUUAUAAGAAAAUCUAGCCAAGUUUUUCAAAAACGUUCAGAUACAUAACAAAUAUGUAUGUUAUUUGCCAAGACGAUUCAGAAAAUAAAUUAAAACGAAUAGUACUGAUAAAAUGCCCUAUUAUUUAGCUUUUCUAAAGCUGAGUACGUUUUCAAGCUUGGAAAUAACUUUCAAGCAAAUUUUAAACUGCACAGGUUUUAAUAAAUAGGUGCAGUGUUUGUUUUAUAUAUCGCUCAUGUGUGGGUACAGGCAUUUGUUCAAGCAACCAUCAUUUAGCAAAGCCAGCGACAUAUCUCUUCAUAAAUAGGAAAACAUGUUCUAAAAAUGUGCAGAGUUAUACACUACAUACAAUAAAACAAAGGGUGUCUUGGAACAACUCUUUCUGUUUUGGAACAACCUGCAGGAUUUCCAAAAACACCCUUUCAGUUAUUAUUAAAAACAAAGAAAAUAUGUACAUUUAUAUUCUAUCAGUUUACAAUGUCAAAUCAAUUUGAUAAAAGAAUUAUUCCUCUAUAGUAUAAUAUUUCAUUGAUGUAUUGUUGGUUUGUUUACACAAAAAUAGAAUUUAAUGGGACUCGAACGAGUUAAAAAGGAUUGUAGAAUUUUCGUAAUGAUUACAGAAACAGCAGCAAAAACCGUGCAAACAUGAAACAAAGC
Molecule: messenger RNA, 3158 nt
Organism: Rhopilema esculentum
Lineage: Eukaryota; Metazoa; Cnidaria; Scyphozoa; Rhizostomeae; Rhizostomatidae
Product: tRNA (cytosine(38)-C(5))-methyltransferase
Cellular component (GO): nucleus
Molecular function (GO): methyltransferase activity
Source: RefSeq, a predicted model, not a curated record